UUGUCUGUUUUAUUUUUCAAGUUACCUCUCCACCCUGGAUAGAGCAGAGGACCCCGGCCCGAGCAGAGGAGUUUGGCAGCGGCUGCAACCUUCACGGCGGUCGGAGGUAGGGACGGCGGUGGUGGCGGGAUUCCACGCAUCCCGUACGGACCGGAUCGAUCCGAACCAGGGGAGACCUUCGCGGGCGGCGACGACGACCUUCGACUGGCUGCAGCUAGGGACGGCGGCAGCCGAUUUCAUCACGACCCGAGCUAGUUCAACCAGCUACUUCAAAACAUGUUCAGCCUUCUAAUCGAGUCCGUCGAGUUACCCGUGCCCGACGCCUUCGCCGCCCUCCCCACCGCCGACGCCGACGAAGCCGGAACCAGCAGCUCCACCGCCGGCGGCGGCGCAACCGCAUCAAAUCCCAUCUCCCCGCGCUCCAGCAACCCUCUCCCCUCCACCACCUCCGCCACAACCCCUCUCGAGCUGCCCGGCGUACCCCCCGCCGCGUCCGCACGAAACCCUAAGAUCCACCACACCCGCGGUGUCCUCCACCUCUACCGCUCCUCCCCCUCCUUGCCCGCCUCAUCCUACGCCUCCGCCGUCGCCGUCGCCGCCACCCCCUCCUCUUCCUCCUCCGGGCCCACCGCCCCACCGCUCCAAUCCGACUCGCUGCUCCCGUCAUGGCGCGGCACGCGCCUCCUUGUGCUCGCCGUCCCUACCCGCGUCUCGCCGGAGGACUUCGUCCGUUUUUGCGGCCCCUACGUUGAGCACGCCUCCGAGAUCCGUGUCAUCAGCGACGAUGGGGUGGAGGACCGGUACAGCGUGCUUGUGGAGUUUGAGGAUCAAAAGAGUGCCGACGGAUUCUACCUGGACCUCAAUGGCUGGAGGUUCUCGUCCUCAGAGGUAGAGGUGUGCCAUGUUCUGUUUAUAGUUGCUGUGCAAUACAUGCCAUCCGCUGUGCCACCAGUUGGAUCUACUGAGCUUCCGACAUGUCCUGUUUGCAUUGAAAGGUUGGAUCAAGACAUCAGUGGAAUUGUGGCAACCAAUUGUGACCAUUCUUUCCAGUGUUCAUGCGUUUCAAUGUGGGUCAGUUCAUCUUGUCCGGUUUGUCAGUUUUGUCAGAAGCAGUCUGAAACUCCUACAAAUCCUACAUGUUCUGUUUGUCAGACCUCUGAAAACCUCUGGAUCUGUGUGAUAUGUGGUUUUGUUGGAUGCGGAAGGUAUAAAGAAGGCCACUCAAUUAGGCACUGGAAAGACACUCAGCACUGCUAUUCUCUUGAUUUGGAAACUCAACGUGUUUGGGAUUAUGUCGGUGACAGUUAUGUUCAUCGUCUUAAUCACUCGAAAAGCGAUGCAAAACAUUCUAAGCUCAGGUCAAAGUGUGAAUUUUCUGGGGACAACGAUGACUCGGAUAUGGGUGGAGUUAUGUUUAGCAGCAAAACUGAUACAAUCGUGGAUGAAUACAACCGUCUUCUUGCAAGCCAACUUGAAACUCAGAGAGAGUAUUACGAGGCUCUUCUGUCAGACGCUAAGAAAGAUAGGGAACACAUUUCUGUUGCUGUGGAUAAAGCUGUAAAUGAUAAGCUUCAAGAGAUGCAACUUAAGCUUGAAAAUACUAUGUUGGAGAAAAAGAAAGUUGCAGAAAUGAAUGAAAAACUCAUGAAGAGCCAGGAUAUAUGGUCCAAGACAGUAAAAGGAAUAGAGGAAAGGGAGAGAGCGCAGUUGAGGCUGAAGGAUGAUACAAUUCUUGACCUGGAAGAACAGAUUAAAGACUUCAAGUACUCGAUUAAGUUGCAAAAAUCGAUAGAGAAGAGUACACAUGCUGAUGAUCUCAAAGGAGGUAUGCUGGUGCCACUGGCCAUGGAAUCAGAAUCUGGAAAGGGUAAAAGAUCGUCAAGAAGCAAGAGGAGGAAUUAGCGGCAGCCAUGCAACUGGCCUCUUUGUUAACUAGCAAGACAGUUGCUAAAAAAAAUGAACUAGCAAGACAGGUGUGACUUUGUGGGAGAAGCCUCCUUACUGUUAGUUUCUCACUGCUACACUCUGAUACAUUGUCCAUAACGAAACUACAAUCGGGAUACUACAUAACAUUUAAAAAAUACAGAAUUUGGACAUUGUGUAGAAAAUAUAACCAAACCAAAUCCAAAGUUCGUAUUACAUACCCAGUGAAGUGUCAGGAAGUUGUAUCAAUGUAUAAGCACACAUUAGUUUACAAUCUGAUAAACACUUCGAAGGUGCA
Lolium perenne is the source of this 2221-nucleotide messenger RNA. RefSeq names its product BRAP2 RING ZnF UBP domain-containing protein 1. Gene Ontology annotation, molecular function: nucleic acid binding; zinc ion binding; ubiquitin protein ligase activity. Gene Ontology annotation, cellular component: cytoplasm. Gene Ontology annotation, biological process: protein ubiquitination; Ras protein signal transduction. The record is from RefSeq and is a predicted model, not a curated record. NCBI's taxonomy places the organism in Eukaryota, Viridiplantae, Streptophyta, Magnoliopsida, Poales, Poaceae.